AUGCCUUCUUUCCGCUUAAACGAGCAGAACAAGAUUAGCAAAGCAAACCGCCCACGGACCCGGCUCCCAUGCAAGCUUGUACUGCAGAUGAAGAAGCGCUCCCUCGCAGAACGCAACCCCGAUCUCGCACUCAAAGUCUCUCAAAUGCGCCUCACCAUUGCACCCAUAGUGCAUGUCGUGACCGGCGUGCCUGCGCCAGACUACCCACGUACAAUUCUUUCGCUCUUUACAUUAACAGAAGUACAACUCGAUAACCUCGCAGAAUACUACAGUCAAUCUCACACACCGACGGUGCUGACUUACAAGUACCCGACAACCAUGGACUGGAAUAAGCCGGUCCUGCAAAAUGACCCGGCGCUGCCUUCGGAUUGCAAGUUCAGCGAAAUCGAACGGUUGAAGAUCAAGAUGCGGAUGUUUGCGCGGUUUAUCGGGAUGCGCGGUGCGGAUACACCGACGUGGGAGCAUGAGCGUGCGGUGGAAAUCCUGGGGAAAAAGAUCAGGUGGGUGGUACGGCAGGAGGAGGAGAAGAUGCUGCAGAACAAGGGGUACAGGGGGCUACCGCGGUAUCAGUGA
This is a messenger RNA of Didymella exigua CBS 183.55, 573 nucleotides long. RefSeq lists its product as uncharacterized. The coding region runs from base 1 to 573 and encodes 190 amino acids. NCBI's taxonomy places the organism in Eukaryota, Fungi, Ascomycota, Dothideomycetes, Pleosporales, Didymellaceae. The record is from RefSeq and is a predicted model, not a curated record. The transcript has 2 exons.